GAAGGGGGAGGAAUGAGGUUAUUUUACUUUCCUCUUUCAAAACUUCUUUAGCACCCCGUGCCUAGAAUAAUUCUGCUAAAAAACACGAGAUGUGCUGUUUUCCAUCGGCCCCAACUCCGACUUCUGUCGUUAGCUUAUUUUUUUUUAUGCCAAGGAGAACCGAGUGGGUGGUGUGGAGAGAGAGAGAGAGAUGCCCCUUUUCUGGGGAGAAAUAAAACGCUAAUGCAUGGAAUUGGUGCUAGAAAUUACGAACAGAAAACGAUUUGUGGCCGUAAAUGCCCUGACGGAUUGGUCAAGGCUUUGGUGCACCACAAAAUAAGGAGAGGAAAGGCAGCAGCACUUUCAGUUCGUUCAGACGGUCAGUAGCGUGAUCGCAAGGUGAAGUUAAUUACCGUAAUGAAAUGUUUGAUGAAAUUAAGGUGGCUCCGGCAGGAUCUGGCUCUUCCCUAAUGGUUAGCGAGGGCUGCGCUGCGUAUCUUGAAAGGCUGCAGCAGAUGUGGGGUUUGGCUGCGCGAAGCUACUUUGUUCUGGGAGCGAACAGGAGGGGGAAAGGAGUUAAAAGAAGGCAAGGCAGUGGCAGCCUCAGCCAGUCGGUGUCAGAAUCCUAAAGGAUUCCCCCCUCCCGGUGUAAAAUUUGUGGCUGACUUUAAGAAUUGGGUGGAACUUUUAGAUCGUGGUUCGUGUUUUGGUGCUCGUUUUGGUUUGGGAUCUAUUAUAAAGUUAUUAAAGAGAUUGAGCCAGGAGAAGAGCUCUUGGUGUAUUUGAAGGAAGGUGGUGGUUAUUCCCUUGGGAACAUGGCGCCCAGCAUGGAAGAGGAGCACACGUUCCGCUGCGAGGACUGCGACGAGCUGCUGCACUCCAAGCUGGACCUGCGGCGCCACAAGAAGUACUCCUGCAGCGCUGUCAGCUCCCUCUACGAGACCCUCAGCGACGAGAUCAAGCAAGAAGGGCUCGGGGAUGGGCAGGUCUAUGAGUGCAAGGACUGCGAGAGGAUGUUCCCCAACAAAUACAGCCUGGAGCAGCACAUGGUGAUCCACACGGAGGAGAGGGAGUACAAGUGUGACCAGUGUCCCAAGGCUUUCAACUGGAAAUCCAACCUGAUCCGGCACCAAAUGUCUCACGACAGCGGCAAACGGUUUGAAUGUGAAAACUGUGUGAAGGUGUUUACGGACCCCAGCAACCUCCAGCGGCACAUCCGCUCGCAGCACGUGGGUGCGCGGGCACACGCCUGCCCCGACUGCGGCAAGACCUUCGCCACCUCCUCGGGCCUCAAGCAGCACAAGCACAUCCACAGCACUGUCAAACCUUUCAUAUGUGAGGUCUGUCACAAGUCCUACACGCAGUUCUCCAACCUCUGCCGGCACAAGCGGAUGCACGCAGACUGCCGCACGCAGAUCAAGUGCAAGGACUGCGGGCAGAUGUUCAGCACUACCUCCUCCCUCAACAAACACCGACGCUUCUGCGAGGGCAAGAACCAUUACCCCCCGGGGGGCAUCUUUGCCCCCGGCCUCCCCCUCACGCCCACCUCCAUCAUGGACAAAUCCAAGCCCUCUCCCAACCUCAACCACGCCAGCCUGGGAUUUAACGAUUACUUUCCGUCCCGCCCGCACCCCGGGGGGCUCCCCUUCUCGCCUGCCCCCCCAGCGUUUCCCGCCCUCACUCCGGGGUUCCCAGGGAUUUUCCCACCUUCUCUGUAUCCCAGGCCCCCCUUGUUGCCACCCACGCAGCUGCUCAAAAGUCCCCUCAACCACACGCCCGACGCGAAGCUUCCGAGCCCCCUCGGGAACCCUGCGCUCCCUCUGGUCUCCGCAGUGAGCAACAGCAACCAGGCUGCUCCAGGAGAGGAGAAAUGCGAAAGCAGCCUGGAGAACUCCUACCUGGAGAAGCUCAAAGCCAGGAACAGCGACAUGUCCGACGGCAGCGACUUCGAGGACGUCAACACGACCACGGGCACGGAUCUGGACACCACUACCGGCACCGGCUCCGACCUGGACAGCGACGCGGAGAGCGACAGGGACAAAACGAAAGACAAGAGCAAGCAGAGCGAGAGCAAGGCAGACUUUGUCAGCAGCUCCGUGUCUGCCAGCUCCACCAACAGCACCAGCGAGAUCCCCCUCUUCUACUCUCAGCAUUCCUUCUUCCCUCCCCCCGAGGAGCACCUGCUGCCCGCCGCGGGAGCCGCCAGCGACUCCAUCAAAGCCAUCGCCUCCAUCGCCGAGAAGUAUUUCGGGCCUGGCUUUAUGGGGAUGCAGGAGAAAAAGAUGGGCUCGCUCCCAUAUCAUUCCAUGUUCCCCUUCCAGUUCCUGCCCAACUUCCCCCAUUCCCUCUACCCUUUCACGGAGAGGACCCUCAACCACAACUUGCUGGUCAAGGCAGAACCAAAGUCACCCAGGGACCUCCACAAAGUAGGCAGCACCAGCUCGGAGUCGCCCUUCGAUCUCACCACCAAGCCAAAAGAGAUGAAGCCAAUCUUGCCCCCGCCUAAGGUGCUGCCAGCCCCAGCCUCGGGGGAGGAGCAGCCCCUGGAUCUGAGCAUUGGCAACCGCAUCCGAGCCAGCCAGAACGGAGGGAGGGAGCCGCGCAAGAACCACGUUUAUGGGGAGAGGAAGCUAAUGGCAAGUGAAGUCUUACCCAAGAUUUCCCAGUCUCAACUGCCUCAGCAGCCAUCCCUGCAUUAUGCUAAGCCAUCACCCUUUUUCAUGGACCCCAUCUACAGCAGGGUGGAGAAGCGGAAGGUGACAGACCCUGUGGGUGCCCUAAAGGAGAAGUACCUGCGACCCUCCCCGCUGCUUUUUCACCCCCAGAUGUCAGCCAUAGAAACAAUGACGGAGAAACUGGAGAGCUUUGCAGCCAUGAAGGCAGACACUGGCAGCUCCCUGCAGCCCCUUCCACACCACCCCUUCAACUUCCGAUCGCCACCGCCCACGCUCUCCGACCCCAUCCUGCGCAAGGGCAAGGAGCGCUACACCUGCAGGUACUGUGGUAAGAUCUUCCCACGCUCAGCCAACCUGACCAGGCACCUGCGGACACACACUGGAGAGCAGCCCUACAGGUGAUGCUGCCCCCUCCCUGCCCCAUCCCCAUCCCUGCCUUCCUUCAGCACUGCCCGAGCUGCUCUAGGAGGCUGUGCCAGCCUCACCCCCCAGCCCUGCAGCACGCCGUGACUCACAGCUCUGUCUGUUGGAUGUGCCAGCCAAAAGCCCUCAGGCUCGGCGGCUCCCAGGCAGACACUUCGCUUAUGCUGUAGCUGGCACAGGAGGGCUCUGCUUCGCGGGGCUGUUUAGCACUCACCCCAGGCAUUCAUCUCGGGGACAGCUGAAGGUGCUGAAUGCCUCUGAACCUCGGGCUGGUUUGAAGGCCUUGCCAGGGCUUGCUCGAGGGUUUUUUUCUUUCUUAAUGCAUGUCUGAGGUGCCUGCAGUGAGGGAUCAAACGAGAAGAGAAGGGAAGCUCUGUGCUCUGUCUACUUGGAAAGCAGAGCUAAGGAGGGGGGGUCCUGCCUUGAAUCAAGGAGCUGAAGAAGUAGUUCACUCCCUGCUAGGACAGGACCCUGCAUUACUAUUUUCUGCUAAUUGUGGCUGGCUUGAUCUGAGUUUCCUGCUUCAUUCUGCCUGUUGGCUGUACAGAAAGGCCCAUUGCAGGGCUACCCUGCCUGCAGGCACGGAGUGGAGUGGCAACCACCCGUGGCUGGGGUUCCUCUUGGGGUUCCAAAUGGCUCAGAUCUGAGUGAAACACAACAGGCAAUCAGUCUUAGCCUUUUUUCUUGAUGGAUAUCUGAGGUGCCUGGAGUAAGGGAUCAGAGAAGAGAAGAGAAGAGAAGAGAAGAGAAGAGAAGAGAAGAGAAGAGAAGAGAAGAGAAGAGAAGAGAAGAGAAGAGAAGAGAAGAGAAGAGAAGAGAAGAGAAGAGAAGAGAAGAGAAGAGAAGAGAAGAGAAGAGAAGAGAAGAGAAGAGAAGAGAAGAGAAGAGAAGAGAGCAGCUCUGUGCUCUUGUUGACUUGCAAAUCUGAGCUAAGGAGGGCUCCUACCUUAAAUCCUGGAGCUCCAAAGGGCUGAGCAGAAGGAGAAGUUCUCUCCCUGCUAGGGCAGAAGCCUGCAUUACUACCCUGCCUGUAGGCACGGGGUGAAGUUACAGCCACCCAUGCUGGGGUUCCUCUUGGGGUUCCAAGUGGCCCAAAUCUGAGUGAAACACAACAGGCAAUCAGUCUGAGUCUGUGUGUGUCCAGGCAUGUGAGGGGAUAUUUCUCAUGGCAGACCCAGUGGGGAUGAUUUCCCUCCUGGAUUUUUCUCUUUGUUUCUUUGCAGUUUUGGGGGCAAAAAAAACCCUAAAAGCAAAAUCUGCUUUGGUUGGUUUCUUGUCAGAGUAGGUC
Molecule: messenger RNA, 4365 nt
Organism: Pogoniulus pusillus (Red-fronted tinkerbird)
Lineage: Eukaryota; Metazoa; Chordata; Aves; Piciformes; Lybiidae
Product: histone-lysine N-methyltransferase PRDM16-like
Exons: 9
Coding region: 795-3056 (753 amino acids)
Molecular function (GO): transcription coregulator activity
Source: RefSeq, a predicted model, not a curated record